AUGCCUCCCAAGAAGUCUGCAAUUGCGGCCGCGGCCUCCAAGACUGGCAAGAAGAAGAAGUGGUCGAAGGGUAAGGUCAAGGACAAGGCCCAGAACGCCGUUGCCCUUGACAAGCCUCUGUACGAGCGUGUGCUGAAGGAGGUGCCCACCUUCAAGAUGAUCACUCCCUCGAUUCUCAUUGACCGCCUGAAGAUCAACGGUUCGCUGGCCCGCGUGGCCAUCCGCCACUUUGAGCGCGAGGGCCAGAUCAAGCCUCUGAUCCACCACAACGGUCAGCUGCUGUACACCCGCACUGGCAGUGACUAA
This is a messenger RNA of Malassezia japonica, 306 nucleotides long. It is a transcript of the gene RPS25, whose product is annotated as 40S ribosomal protein S25. The coding region runs from base 1 to 306 and encodes 101 amino acids. The transcript has 2 exons. Lineage: Eukaryota; Fungi; Basidiomycota; Malasseziomycetes; Malasseziales; Malasseziaceae. Gene Ontology annotation, cellular component: cytosolic small ribosomal subunit. Gene Ontology annotation, molecular function: structural constituent of ribosome. The record is from RefSeq and is a predicted model, not a curated record.